UCGUCUAGUGGGACUAAAACGGCCACAACUACUUUUCUAACGUAGCCUACGGUCAAGAUCUUAUGUACUAGUAAUGGACGGUCACGAUCCCUCAGUCCUUUUAAAUGCCCCGCUCUGAUGUUGGCUUUGGCGCUCCCAAUAUCAAGAACAAGAAACGUACCAACAAAACUAACACCUCUCACUUCUUUCUCUCCCUUCCUCCAGUCCGAAUCAAGAAAACCCUAACCCUUUCAAGAAUUCAAUUUAGGGCAUCCACGACGAUCGAGCAGAGAUGAAAUCGAGUUCGGAUAAUUUGGGGAAAAAGAUUGCGGAGCCGAAGCCCCCGUUGCGAAAGAAGCGACCGGCUCUUCUCGAUGUUACUAAUCGAAAUAAUGGUCCUCAUUCUCACACUGGUUCGGCGUCAUCUAUUCUUUCAUUCAAGCCUAUGGUGCCAUGCUUGGCCAAAAUUGGCAAAAAGAAUGAAUUUUCUUUCUGCACUCAAAGUACAGACCUCUCACAAUUUAGUUUGCCCACAUCAAGUUCAAAGCGUACAAUUACAGUUCCUUCAAGCAAUGCAUUUAUCCCAGAUGCUUUUACAUCUAGCCCGGGAUCUGCAGCUCUGCCUUCUCCAAGCUUUGGUGGUGCUGAUCCUGGAUACACCAAUGAUUCUUCUUCAACUAGAUCAACUGCUCGUUCAAUUUCUUUGGAUGAAGUCAUAUCUAUCUGGGAUUAUUUUAAAAGGGAAGACAUCGAUCAUAAUAAUAUUGAAGAAUUUGCAGCUGAUAUCUGUUUUGAAGGGAAGACAACAAACAACCUUUUCAUUUCAAAUAAUUUGGAUGAAGCAGAUAAUGUAGAAGUUACAGCUGACAACUUUUUUGAAAUGAAGACAACAAACAAUCAUUUGGCAGAAGCAGGAAAUAUGUGCGACAGGGAUUUAUUCUUUGGUGUUGAUAUGAUUAAUGUAAUCGCGCAUAUUGACAAUUUGAUUGGACCACAGUUAUGUGCAACAACCACUGCUGACAUAUACAAGUACCUGCGUGCGUUUGAGGCUAAUAACAGACCUUCUAUAGACUACAUGGAGAGGAUCCAGAAAGACAUUGAUUUCGGUAUGCGAGCAGUGCUGAUUAAUUGGCUUGUGGAGGUUGCUGAAUCGUACAGACUUUCACCAGAUACACUGUUUCUGACUGUUAAUUACAUAGACCGUUAUCUUUCUGGCAAUGAGAUGAAAAGGGAACAUUUACAAUUGCUUGGUGUUGCAUGCAUGAUGAUUGCAGCUAAGUUUGAUGACAUCUCUCCGCCCCAUGUCAAAGAGUUCAGUUAUAUAACUGACGAAACAUACUCGAAGUGGGAGGUUUUGCAAAUGGAGUCUGCGGUGCUGAAAUGCUUGAAGUUUGAAAUGUCAACCCCAACUCCUGUUUGUUUUUUGAGGCGAUUCGUCUCCGUGGCGCAAUUGACCUAUGAGGCUCCAACAGUGCAGUUGGAAUGCAUGGCCAACUACAUCACAGAGUUAUCACUUGUAGAUUAUCACUGUCUGUGCUAUGCCCCAUCAAUGAUUGCGGCUUCUGCUACUUUUCUUGCUAAAUAUAUAUUAUCACCUUCAAAAGAACCUUGGAAUUCCACGUUGAUGACUUACACAUUUUACUUAGCAUCGGAUUUGUUUGACUGCGUCAAGGCACUACACGGCCUUUUCAACGGUUGCAGUAGUGUUGAUUCUUCUGCAGUUAAGAAGAAGUACAGUCAACAUGAGUACAAAUUUGUAGCAAAGAAGCGUUGCCCUCAGUUGAUACCAUUGGAGUUUUUCUUGGAUGAAAGCAUCUAGAUUUCGUUUUGUUGUUGUAAAGAUUAUAGUACCAUCCAGAUGUAGUGUAGUGUAGUACUAUAGUACCAUAGCUACUCCAAAAUUUUGAACCAAUACUUCCACUGUUCUUUUCCUCCUAUUCCAUUAGCUGUUAAAAGUUUGUAUAUUGUCGUACUCUUCUAUAGAUCCACCUUUAAAUUUUCCCAGAAGCAUUUGCAAUAUUUCUACCAAAUAUGUUUGUUCCUACUUAAAGAAAUUAAAACGACCA
This is a messenger RNA of Humulus lupulus (European hop), 2045 nucleotides long. Its product is annotated as cyclin-A1-4-like. The transcript has 12 exons. The record is from RefSeq and is a predicted model, not a curated record. Gene Ontology annotation, biological process: mitotic cell cycle phase transition; regulation of cyclin-dependent protein serine/threonine kinase activity. Gene Ontology annotation, molecular function: cyclin-dependent protein serine/threonine kinase regulator activity. NCBI's taxonomy places the organism in Eukaryota, Viridiplantae, Streptophyta, Magnoliopsida, Rosales, Cannabaceae. The coding region runs from base 272 to 1798 and encodes 508 amino acids. Gene Ontology annotation, cellular component: cytoplasm; cyclin-dependent protein kinase holoenzyme complex; nucleus.